Messenger RNA from Beta vulgaris subsp. vulgaris (sugar beet), 969 nucleotides. RefSeq names its product protein NDR1-like. The record is from RefSeq and is a predicted model, not a curated record. The transcript has 2 exons. Bases 52 to 969 code for a protein of 305 amino acids. Gene Ontology annotation, biological process: defense response to other organism. Lineage: Eukaryota; Viridiplantae; Streptophyta; Magnoliopsida; Caryophyllales; Amaranthaceae.
UCCAUACCAUAAAUUCAUUCCCAAAGAAAACUAGCCUGAAAACCAAAUACAAUGUAUAAACCUCAAAAACGUGAUUUUUGCACUACUUGCAUAAUGCCAUUAAUCACAAUUGGUGUCUUACUCUGGCUUCUAAUCAAGCCUUCAAUCCCCAAAUGUUAUAUUGAAGAAUUUGACGUUUUUGCCCUUAGAGAAAAUACCAACUCUACUCAUCUCAACAACACUAUUUACUACAAUCUGAAGCUCAAAAACAGGAAUACUGACAAAGGAGUUUACUAUGAUACCAUUAACCUUAACUUCUAUUACAAACCUAAUGAGUAUACUAGCCUCGCUAUUGGAAAUUCCACUUUUACCCCUUUCUACCAAGGCAAGUAUAAGAGUACUCAUCGUGUAGGGAAUAUUGAGCCUAGAGGGGUAAGAUGGGGAAAUGCGACCGCGUCGACGGUGAUGUUUAGGGUGGAGCUAGUCACUGCAGUAAGGUAUAAGCAACCAUUAUGGAAGUCUAAACGACAUCAUUUGGUGGUAGGAGCUGACUUGAGAGUCAAUGAUAAGGGUAGUUUAGGAAAUGGUGUUAGACUUCGCUCUAAUGCUCAACGUAAUCGUAAAAACCGUUUUCAGCUCAUAGGCUUGUUGGCGGAGAAGCCUUCAAGCUCCAAACGCUAUAUUGAUGAAUUCAAUGUUUUUGCCAUCUCCUUUCAACUUCCUAAAGCUGCUGGAGGGUGGAAUGGAAUUGAUAUGAGAGUGUGGAACAAGGCAGCUAUACUUAAGCUGCUGUGGGCCAUUGCUUUUAAACAAGAUAAGUUGUGGGUUCGAUGGGUUAAUGCAUACUACAUCAAGAGAAGUACACUGAUGGAGGUGAAUUUGAGCAAUAACAUCUCUUGGAUGUUAAGGAAGAUUAUUGCUUCUAGGAGGCUGUUAGAAGAUAUUGGAGGCUGGGAUAAUAACAUCAGUAACAGCAGAAGUUUAGCAUAA